AUGGCUGCGGAAGAUUGGGGUGCUCUUGGGGUUGCGCUCGAUUUUCCGGUGACGACGGUGUACCACAUGUCAGACCUGCGCCCAUCGGUCGCCCUAUUAAGAUUAGCCAGGUGCUCAAGCGGCCCGUGCACAAACAACGACCAACUCGACCUGCGCAUGGACAAGCUUACCGGCUGUCCCGACGAGGCUGUGCUCGCGAUUGCCGAGACCGCCGCGCUUGCGCACUGGAAGAAAUCAUCGGGCCCCGGCGCUGACGAGCACACGCGGCAUACGGUCGCCAGUAUCUGGCGCGAGACGGCUGUGCUGUACCUGCACACCGUCAUCAGUGAUGCCCACCCAGGCGUCCCCGAGAUCGUCAAGGCGACGAACCUGGACACCUGGACUACGGAACCGAACGGCGCGGCCACGAACUAUUCGCGGAGGGCACCGCGCGCGGACACCCGACUCCCUACGUUCGUGAGCAGACCACCGCCCUCAGGCGGAACGCGAAUCGUCUUCGCCUGCCAUGCCGUCAGCCAGGGUGGUUCGUUGCCCGACACGCGGACUGAGGACGCGCAUGACCGCGCCGGGCAGCUCUCGUUUGUGCAACCUCCUCGGCCUGUUUGGCGUGUCGUAGCGGAUAUGGCGACGAGGCGAUCGGGGACGUCUGCCGGCAGCGGUCCCGAAGAGCUCGCAGACGAGCACGAACAUUCGGCGUGGCGGAGACGAGGCGGCGGUUAG
This is a messenger RNA of Phanerochaete carnosa HHB-10118-sp, 720 nucleotides long. RefSeq lists its product as uncharacterized. Bases 1 to 720 code for a protein of 239 amino acids. The record is from RefSeq and is a predicted model, not a curated record. The transcript has 3 exons. NCBI's taxonomy places the organism in Eukaryota, Fungi, Basidiomycota, Agaricomycetes, Polyporales, Phanerochaetaceae.